Blastomyces dermatitidis ER-3 is the source of this 321-nucleotide messenger RNA. RefSeq lists its product as uncharacterized. NCBI's taxonomy places the organism in Eukaryota, Fungi, Ascomycota, Eurotiomycetes, Onygenales, Ajellomycetaceae. Bases 1 to 321 code for a protein of 106 amino acids. The transcript is spliced from 2 exons. The record is from RefSeq and is a predicted model, not a curated record.
AUGAUGAGUCUCAAGAAGAAGUUAACAGUCGUGAAGACAGGCGCAGUGAGCAUGGUGAAAAAGGCCUUGAUCUUAGAGAAAUUGUUUCAGUUGUUAAGUCAGAAGGAGUGUGAUGCCCUUCUUCAUAUGAGUGAUAGAGAAGAGAAGGCGGGUGAGAAGACUGAUGAAGAGAGAACAGUGAUCAAAGAUCAAGAUAAAGAAAAGGCAGUGAUGUCUCAUCAUUGCUCAGCUAGGCUGCAUGAUGCUGCUGCAGAAGAGUCAACAGAUGAAUUGUAUAGCAGAAGCUUGAAGAGUCAAGAAGAGUCUAAGACUGUGAUAUGA